AUGAUCCCAUCUUUACCUUCAAUGGGGAAUCCUAAAAGAAAACCGAGUCUUCUAAGUCUGCUUUCUCUUCUGAAAGGAAGAUUGAAGUUCCCAAAGCAGAGUUUAGGCUCACUUCACCUAAAUGACUUCAAGCUAGCAACUCAGAAACUGAAAGUGAAGCUCCUGCUCACCUACCUCUUCGAACCGUGGAUGAAUUGGCAUCUUUUCCCUUCCCACGCCUUUCCUUCCCAACGGUCUCAGUCCAUGGUCAGGGUUAAUGAACCAGUCUCGUAUACCCCUAACGGUUCUUGGGCAUCCAUGCUUGAUAGUUCUGCCAGCAAGGGUAGGGCUUACGUUUUCUCGCUUGGGGAGCUCUUCCUUGUCUCAGAGGCCCAUACGCUCUCCAUAGGACAUAGAAUCGGGGCAUUAGGAUCGCUGCCUUCUACUUCUAUCUGUAUAGGCCGGAUUUCGCUCAAAAGCUUUUGUACGCUUCCCCAGUCCAGAAGAUCAAUUCUCUACCAGGAACAUUGCUUUCAAUGCUUCUACUGCUUCUACCAUUGGCCCGGAAGACCACUUCUUUCUAUCAAUGGCCACAGGACCUUAAUGCCCAUCCACAGUCCGACCAAUAGUCCAUAUUUCGAUCUCUGCCCCUCUGCCUCAAGGCAAACCGAUUCUUUCUCUUCUGAAGCUAGCCUUUCACUCUCUGGUUCAAAGCACGCUAAGCCCACCCCAGUAGCUUAUCAAUAUGGGGAUUUUUCCCCCUGCCGUCAGCGGAUACGGGACGAGAGAGACUUUUAUAAGGUAAGGAAGGAUGGGGUUUACCCUGAAAGCGAGCACAGUUCUCUUCGUGUGAUUAGCAAAAGGAAACUCACCAGCUUCGCUACUCCUUUAGAGGAUUUCUAUAUAACAAGCAGCAUCUAUACACCCCUUAGUAGACUAGGUGACGAAGGCUUCUUAUUCCACACCAACGGCGCAUCGGUCUGUGAACCCCUUCUUUUAGGUGGUUAUCUGUGUGGAGGUAGUGAUGGUACUGAUUACUUGGUCUCUGCUUGGGGUCUGGAACAACCCUGUGCAGGGAGUGGGGUGGUUUUCUUUAAUGACCCUUCACAUAAGACUUUAAACGUCUCUGAGCGUUCUUCUGGGUUCUACCGUCUCUGCCAGGGAAGUUUGGUUGUAGAAUGA
Messenger RNA from Striga asiatica, 1161 nucleotides. NCBI's taxonomy places the organism in Eukaryota, Viridiplantae, Streptophyta, Magnoliopsida, Lamiales, Orobanchaceae. The record is from the annotation of a GenBank genome assembly.